UUUGGGUUGUGGCACUCCACGCUCUUGUCUUGUCCAAUGCCAAAAGCUGCAAUAAUUUGGAGCCUUAUAAUUGUGUUUCCGAAUUCUGGUUUUUAGAUUGGUUCCGAUUCUGAUUCUCUAUAAAUUCUGGUUUACUUUAAGUUGGUGAUCUUAUCAGAGUCGAGUUACUGAGAAUUGGGAGCUGUCUGUGCUUGGGUUUGAGAAGAACAUCGACGAAAGGAAAUGUGGGGAUUUGGGGGGAGGUAUUAUUGGGGGAGAAGGGAAAGGAAAAGGGUAGGGAUAGUGGUGAUAUUUGCUUGGAUGUCGAGCCAAGAGAAGCACGUGAAGAGCUACGUCGACCUCUAUUCGUUGCGUGGCUGGGAUUCACUUGUUUGUCAUUCCCAAUUCCUCAAUAUGUUCUUUCCUGAGAAGGCUGAAGUUUUAGCAUUUGAUAUUCUCAACAUACUUAUUGAGGAGCUGAAGAUGAAGCCAUGCCCUCUAGUCUUUGCUUCCUUUUCUGGGGGUCCAAAAGCCUGUAUGUACAAGGUUCUUCAGAUUAUUGAGGGAAAGUGUAAACUAGAAAUGAAUUUGGAUGACUGCCGACUGGUUAGGGACUGUAUUUCGGGUUAUAUCUAUGAUUCUAGUCCAGUGGAUUUUACAAGUGAUCUGGGGAGACGAUUUGUUGUUCACCCAUCUGUUCUUAAAAUCUCCCAUACACCAAGAGUACUAUCAUGGAUGGCAAAUGUCAUUUGUAAUGGCCUUGAUGCAGUCUUCCUCAACACGUUUGAGUCACAGAGAGCUGAGUAUUGGCAGACACUGUACUCUUCUGUUAGCAUGGGGGUCCCAUAUCUCAUUCUGUGUUCAGAAAGUGAUGAUCUUGCUCCAUAUCAAGUUAUAUGCAAUUUCACUAAAAGACUUCGAGAACUUGGGGGUGAUGUAAAACUUGUGACUGUGAAUGGCUCUCCUCAUGUAGGUCACUAUCGGGUUCAUCCAAUUGAUUACAGGGCUGCUGUGACUGAGCUCCUUGGCAAGGCAGCUGCAGUAUACUCCCAAAGAAUUCAACGACUUGAAGGAGAAAGAAUAGGUGUAGAGAGGACACACGACAAGAUCUCUGAACCAAUUUGUGACCUGAGGAAAGCAGCUGCCAGUCCAAACCAAAGCUUUCGGGGAGUUACCAUCCAACCAAGUGACCAUUUCUUCAUGCCAAGCUCGGUAGGGUAUUAUGAGGGUAGAGAUGUUGGUUCUCUGCAAGAUGAACAGAAGCAAGGCUUGAUACAUUUGCCUGGCCCUCCAAGUACUAAUGCUCAUGGAGUUCUUGGUCAAAUCCUUUUUGAUGUCUGUGUUCCAAAGAACAUUGAAGGUUGGGAUAUAAGGCCAUCAACAUCCUUAAGCAGACAACCAUAUGCGUCUACUCGGAGGCAUGUUCCAUUUAAUCCCAUCAAAUGCAUACGUCGUUCAAGAUUGUAAAAUCUCUAUCAUAUGAAGGCUGAUAAAUAUGAGAACAUGCAUGCGGGAUUUGUAUUUGGUUUGUGAUAGAGCAAAGAACUUGAAAUAAACAAAAGAAAAGAGAAUAAAGAGAAUUGCACUGGUAUUUA
Molecule: messenger RNA, 1574 nt
Organism: Hevea brasiliensis (rubber tree)
Lineage: Eukaryota; Viridiplantae; Streptophyta; Magnoliopsida; Malpighiales; Euphorbiaceae
Exons: 7
Coding region: 223-1446 (407 amino acids)
Source: RefSeq, a predicted model, not a curated record